Messenger RNA from Pochonia chlamydosporia 170, 1314 nucleotides. RefSeq names its product transcription factor Cys6. NCBI's taxonomy places the organism in Eukaryota, Fungi, Ascomycota, Sordariomycetes, Hypocreales, Clavicipitaceae. The record is from RefSeq and is a predicted model, not a curated record. The transcript has 2 exons. The coding region runs from base 1 to 1314 and encodes 437 amino acids.
AUGGUUUCGGUUGGAUCAUCAGUUACGAAUUGGGAGUUUAUGGUAGACUGCCCGUUUUUUGUUCCCAGCAACAAACAGACAGCGGCAGCGGGGCAGUUGGUAUCAAUUCUCGACGUGACUAACCCUGGCUUUGAUGUCUAUUGCUAUGGGCCGAUCAUGGGAGAUCUUCCUCAACGUAUGGGCAAUCAUCGUGCUUUGGACGCCGCCAUAACAGCAUUCAACAAUACUGCCAACUGUGCGCCAAAGAAUCAGAUGACUAUCAAAGCACAAAGAAGCUACGGCGCAGCGCUGAGUGCCCUACAAAAAUGCUUGCUAGACCCAAAAACCGCAUACACAGCGGAUACGCUUGCUGCUAUUCACCUCAUUAUUGUCUGUAAUGGAUGGAUGCAGCAAAGAGGCGACAAAAAUCCAAACCAUGGCGAAGGGAUACUGCACCUUAUGAACAACCUGGUGACCGAUAAAUCUGGGGACGAAUUUCUUCUCAAGUCCAUUAUUACCGCCACCGGAGCCUUGAUACGCGAAAGCAUAUUUGACCCAACAAUCGAUGUACAGCCUUGGAUUCGCAGACUCUCUACAUUGAGCAAACAGAAUAACUCACCAAUAGCAAAAGCAGCCCUGAACAAGUUUACAGCCGCCGGGUUUCCCCUCAAGAGCUCGAGAUACGAAACUUUGGCCACACUUCCUGUCAUAAUCCGCAACCCAGACAACUACAUCGAGCAAACAGAGAGCAUGUAUGACACAUUUAGAGACGAAUAUGCGGAACUGAAAGUGUACGAACAGGAGAAAUUCCCAACAGGCAAAGACGACUACCAAAGCCCGGUAGCGUUCUUGAGCUACAUCCGUGCCAAAACCAUAUUUCAAGAGGCACAGUGUCUAGUUUUGGCCCUCUGCAUUGUAUUUAAUGCAUUGCUGAGCGACUCGCGUCCCGAUGAUGCCGCUCUGGAAAAGGAGCGCGUUGCCUUUUGUGCCGACGCCGUCAUAGCAGCAGAGGAGUGCAAAAUCGGACGGCCGUUUGGAGCUCUUCAGGUGCCCAUUGUCACCAUUGCCGCGUGGCUAUCGUCAAAGGAUAACGCACAAAAGGAUACAUUGUUAUCAUUGUUGGACGAAUAUCAAGGCACCUUUGCGAUGCAUCAUUUUCUGCGACAGGUAUCCAAGUGGAAAGAUGCACCUAGACGACUAAAGGAGUUGCCAUGGUUCCCAAUUAGAAACGACGCGGUGUGUAUCAGUCAAGACGGCACGGGAGACAAAGCAAAGAUUGAGAAGAAGGAGGAUGCGCCGUCCGAAGAGAACUGCGAAAAGUGUUGCAUUUUGUAG